Molecule: messenger RNA, 915 nt
Organism: Puccinia graminis f. sp. tritici CRL 75-36-700-3
Lineage: Eukaryota; Fungi; Basidiomycota; Pucciniomycetes; Pucciniales; Pucciniaceae
Exons: 4
Coding region: 1-915 (304 amino acids)
Source: RefSeq, a predicted model, not a curated record
AUGCAGUUCAUCACUCUCGCCGUUGCUUUUGCUUUCUUUGCUGGUGCCAGCUCGUCGCCGGCUUCCAUGGACCCCAGAGCCGAGAAGUCCGACCCCUUGGGAGUCGGCGGCGCCCCUCUGGCAACCGGCAGCCCCCAAGCCCAAAGCUCCGCCCAAGGGUCUGUCCCUAUCUCUACUUGCGUUGGUGGUCUCCAGUCGCCAGGUUUUGGGCAAGCCGGUGGAAUGCCAUGGGGUAAUGGCCAAGCUGCCUACGGUGGUGGCCUUCCUUAUGGAUCAUUCCCCUCGGGGCAAUCCCAAUCCACGGCCUCUGCGCAAGCUCAAUCAUCCAGUUUCCCCUCAAACGGCUAUCCGACACAAUCCUCGGCCUCCGCCCAAUCACAAUCGUCCGGUCCAGGACAAGUUCAGGCAACCCCUUCUGCCCAGGUCCCCGGCGGCUUUUACGGCCAAGGUGCUAACGGCUUCGGUGCCGCAGGCCAAUUCGGACAGGAUGGGCGAAAUGGCUUCUAUGGUCAAGACGGUAAUGGCUUCUCUGGUCAAGACGGCAAUGCCUUCUAUGGUCAGGCCGGCAAUGGCUUCGGCGCUCCCGGCCAGUUCGGACAGUUCGGACAGUUUGGCCCAUACGGCAACCAGUACGGUAACCAGUUCGGCAACCAGGACGGUACCCAGGACGGCAACCAGUACGGUAACCACUACGGCAACCAGUACGGUAACCAGUACGGCAACCAGUACGGCAACCAGUACGGAGGAUCGUCUCAGUACUUUGGCAAUUCCAAUGACUUUUACGGCCAAGGUGCCAAUGGCAUUGGCCAAACUUCCCAGUCCCCUUACUCCCACGGCUACGUCUAUAACUCCCCGGGUGCGGGUGCUGGCCUAGGUGUAGGUCUCGGUGUCGGCGUCGGUGGCUCGCAAAAGUGA